AACCCAUCAAUAUUCCAAAAAAGCAAUUGAGCUCAGGCAUCAAUUCAUCAAUUAUUCAAAAUGACCGAAGACGAAAUUCUCUUUGACGAUGUUUACGAGCUCUGCGAGGUCAUUGGCAAGGGACCAUUCUCCAUAGUAAGACGUUGCAUACACAGGGAGUCCAAUCAGCAGUUUGCUGUCAAAAUUGUUGAUGUGGCCAAGUUCACGGCGAGUCCAGGACUGAGCACAGCGGAUCUAAAACGCGAAGCCACAAUAUGUCACAUGCUAAAGCAUCCGCACAUUGUCGAGCUACUGGAAACCUACAGCUCAGAGGGCAUGCUCUACAUGGUUUUCGAGUUCAUGGAAGGCUCCGACUUGUGCUUCGAGGUUGUGCGACGCGCCGUUGCUGGCUUUGUCUACAGCGAGGCUGUGGCUUGCCAUUAUAUGCGGCAGAUAUUGGAAGCAUUGCGAUAUUGCCAUGAAAACGACAUUCUUCACAGAGAUGUGCGACCCGCUUGUGCUCUGCUUGCCACUGUGGAUAACUCGGCGCCAGUGAAAUUGGGUGGCUUCGGUUCAGCUAUUCAAUUGCCUGGAACGCGAGAAACCAUAGAAACACAUGGCCGUGUGGGUUGUCCGCAUUAUAUGGCGCCAGAAGUGGUGACCAGGCGACUGUAUGGCAAAGGUUGCGAUGUCUGGGGCGCUGGAGUCAUGUUGCAUGUCCUCCUCUCCGGUCGAUUACCAUUUCUAGGCUCUGGUGUGAGAUUGCAGCAGUCGAUUGCUCGUGGCAGGCUAUCGUUUGAGGCGCCAGAAUGGAAAUCAAUUUCAGCCAAUGCCAAGGAUCUAGUCAUGAAAAUGCUGGCAACCAAUCCACAUCACAGACUAUCUAUAACCGAGGUGCUGGAGCAUCCCUGGAUACGCGAUCGAGACAAAUUACAGCGAACGCAUCUCUCAGAGACUGUAGAGGAAUUGAAACGUUACAAUGCCCGGCGCAAACUGAAGGGAGCUGUCCAGGCAAUAGCUGGUGGCACUAAUAUGGAUCCCCUCUAUGCCACCGAUGCGGCAGAUAUGCCCAUUUCUGGGGUACCCGACGAAUGGGCCGACGAGGAAGCGGGCAUUGAGGCUGUUCAACGUAUUUUAGAUUGCCUAGAUGAUAUUUAUUCACUGCAGGAUGCGCAUGUGGAUGCCGAUGUGCUGCGUGAUAUGCUACGAGAUGGUCGGCUACAUCAAUUUCUACAGCUUUUCGAUCGCAUUGGCUCCACAGUCAUAACGAGCAAUGGCCGAGCACCCAGUGCCGAGGCUGUGGCACGUAGUCGUGAUGUUCUCGAGCUGCUAUCGGCUGUGGGCGCCAAUGUGGGCAAUAAGUAUGCCAAGGAUGAACUGAUGCUGCUUCUCGCCUCCCCCCAUAUGCAGGCUCUGCUCCACACCCAUGAUGUGGUCGCACGGGAUGUCUAUGGUGAGGAGGCGCUGCGUGUUACUCCGCCCCCCAUGGUGCCGUAUCUCAAUGGCGAUGAACUGGACAAUGUUGAGGGCGGCGGCAGCGGUGAACUGCAGCAUGUGACCCGAGUGCGUUUAGUGCAAUUUCAGAAGAAUACCGAUGAGCCCAUGGGCAUCACACUGAAAAUGACCGAAGAUGGGCGUUGCAUUGUCGCUCGCAUUAUGCACGGCGGAAUGAUACAUCGACAGGCCACCUUACAUGUGGGCGAUGAGAUUCGAGAGAUAAAUGGCCAACCAGUGCAACAUCAAUCGGUUGGACAAUUGCAACGAAUGCUGCGCGAGGCACGCGGUUCGGUUACCUUUAAAAUAGUUCCUUCGUACCGUAGCGCACCGCCGCCAUGUGAGCUUUUCAGGAUCAGACCCGCCCCAGUGCUUAUAUUCGUGCGGGCGCAAUUUGAUUAUAAUCCGCUAGAUGAUGAGCUUAUACCCUGUGCCCAGGCGGGCAUUGCAUUCCAAGUGGGCGAUAUACUACAGAUCAUUAGCAAAGACGACCAUCACUGGUGGCAGGCAAGACUGGAUACGGUUGGUGGAUCGGCGGGACUGAUACCCUCACCGGAACUGCAAGAAUGGCGUAUAGCCUGUCAGACGGUUGAUAAAACCAAACAGGAGCAAGGAGAACCGGGUGCUGGAUGUUCCGCUCACGCAGAUGGGUGUGAUGGAUCCACAGUAAACUGUUCCAUAUUCGGGCGUAAGAAGAAGCAAUGCCGAGAUAAAUAUCUGGCCAAACAUAAUGCCAUAUUUGAUACGCUCGAUGUGGUUACAUACGAAGAGGUUGUCAAAGUACCAGUGGGUGAUCCAAAUUUCCAGCGUAAAACCUUGGUGCUAUUGGGUGCACAUGGUGUUGGUAGGCGGCAUAUUAAAAAUACUUUAAUAUCCAAAUAUCCGGAUAAGUACGCCUAUCCCAUACCACAUACAACGAGACCUGCUAAGCCCGAGGAGGAGAAUGGACGUAGCUAUUACUUUGUGUCGCAUGACGAAAUGAUGGCUGAUAUUGGUGCCAAUGAAUACUUGGAAUAUGGAACUCAUGAGGAUGCCAUGUAUGGCACCAAAUUGGAUACCAUUCGACGCAUACACACUGAGGGUAAAAUGGCCAUAUUGGAUGUUGAGCCGCAGGCGCUUAAAAUUCUCCGCACCGCUGAAUUUACACCCUAUGUAGUGUUCAUAGCGGCACCCUCGUUGCAGAAUAUUGCAGAUUAUGAUGGAAGCCUAGAGCGUCUGGCCAAGGAAUCGGAUAUGCUGCGUCAGCUAUAUGGCCAUUUCUUUGACUUGACCAUUGUGAACAACGAUAUUAGUGAGACAAUUGCGACACUAGAAACGGCCAUUGAACGUGUACAUACCACUCCGCAAUGGGUGCCCGUCUCCUGGCUCUACUGACAAGACAGUGAGCUGGAAUGCCCCGAUUGUCUGGAGGGCUGCGAUUGUGAAUGGGAUGCAUAUACACAGGCAUCGAAUGUGGCCCUCUAUUAAGUAACAGGAGGAGCGCCCACACACACACACAUACACUUGCAAACAAACACCACAUACACACACAGAGAGACGACGACACCAUUAAAGUAUUACCAUGGCACAAAAACAAGUCAACACAAGCAGCAGCAACAACAACAAGAGAAAACAAAAUCACUGUAAAAGUGGUUUUAAAGCGCCUGGCGCUUAGCUAUAUAGACAAAUGUAAUGGGUAUUAUGGGAACUGCAGUCGCAACGCAAAGACAGAAUGUUAAUUUUUAACAAUCAAUUGGAUUUGCCCUCUUUAUGUAUUAAGUA
Molecule: messenger RNA, 3234 nt
Organism: Drosophila willistoni
Lineage: Eukaryota; Metazoa; Arthropoda; Insecta; Diptera; Drosophilidae
Gene: CASK
Product: peripheral plasma membrane protein CASK
Exons: 19
Coding region: 61-2847 (928 amino acids)
Biological process (GO): regulation of neurotransmitter secretion; protein phosphorylation
Cellular component (GO): neuron projection; plasma membrane; cytoplasm
Molecular function (GO): signaling receptor binding; calmodulin binding; calcium/calmodulin-dependent protein kinase activity
Source: RefSeq, a predicted model, not a curated record